Capsella rubella is the source of this 2088-nucleotide messenger RNA. Its product is annotated as 9-cis-epoxycarotenoid dioxygenase NCED6, chloroplastic. Gene Ontology annotation, biological process: carotene catabolic process. Gene Ontology annotation, cellular component: chloroplast stroma. The record is from RefSeq and is a predicted model, not a curated record. The transcript has a single exon. NCBI's taxonomy places the organism in Eukaryota, Viridiplantae, Streptophyta, Magnoliopsida, Brassicales, Brassicaceae. Gene Ontology annotation, molecular function: carotenoid dioxygenase activity. The coding region runs from base 177 to 1934 and encodes 585 amino acids.
UUCUAUCAUCUUUAAUUUAAACCGCUUAGCUUUUUUUUUACCCUCACGUUGAGGACAAAACCCUCAAAGAAAAAAACAAAACACUUUACUUAUAAAACGUGACACGAUACACUACUCUUUUCAUGUUUAUUAAACACUUAUGCUAAAGAUCGCUCACAAUACAAGUCACCACCACCAUGCAACACUCUCUUCGCUCUCAUCUUCUUCCUUCGAAGACUUCUUCUUCUUCUUCUUCUCAUUCUCACUUACUUCCACAAACCAAAAAUGUAAACAUCUCUCGACGAGUUCUCAUCAACCCUUUCAAGAUACCUACACUUCCUGAUCUCCCUCCUCUGCUCAAAUCUCCGGUCACGUCACCACCGGUUAAACUCAAACCAACGCAACCAAACUUAAACCCUUUCAAGAAGCUAGCGGCUACGAUGCUCGACAAGAUCGAGUCCUCUAUAGUUAUACCUAUGGAGCAGUCUCGCCCUCUUCCUAAACCAACCGAUCCAUCGGUUCAAUUAUCAGGUAACUUCGCUCCGGUUCAAGAAUGUCCGGUUCAAAACGGUUUAGAAGUUGUUGGUCAGAUUCCUUCUUGUCUACGAGGCGUUUACAUACGUAACGGGGCUAACCCUAUGUUCCCACCGUUAGCCGGACACCAUUUGUUUGACGGUGACGGAAUGAUUCACGCCGUUAGUAUCGGUUCUGAUAACAAGGUUAGUUAUAGCUGUCGGUACACUAAAACAAACCGGCUUGUUCAAGAAACCAAGCUUGGUCGAUCGGUUUUUCCUAAACCAAUCGGCGAGCUUCACGGCCACUCCGGUUUAGCUAGACUCGCUCUCUUCGCGGCUCGAGCUGGGAUUGGUCUCGUGGACGGGACACGUGGCAUGGGUGUAGCUAACGCCGGCCUUGUUUACUUCAACGGGAGGUUGCUAGCCAUGUCGGAGGAUGAUCUCCCUUACCAAGUGAAGAUCGACGGUCAGGGAGACCUCGAGACGAUCGGACGGUUUGGCUUCGAUGAUCAGAUCGACUGUUCAGUGAUAGCGCAUCCUAAGGUGGACGCUAUCACAGGUGAUCUGCACACGCUGAGCUACAACGUGUUGAGGAAACCUCAUCUCAGGUAUAUUAAAUUCGACACGUGCGGGAAAAAGACACGUGACGUGGACAUCACGCUCCCUGAACCAACGAUGAUUCAUGAUUUCGCGAUAACCGAGAAUUUUGUCGUUAUACCGGAUCAGCAAUUGGUAUUCAAAUUAUCAGAAAUGAUUCGGGGCGGGUCACCGGUUAUUUACGAUAAAGAGAAAAUGUCGAGAUUUGGAGUUUUGUCGAAGCAGGAUCAGACCGGUUCGGGUAUAAAUUGGGUAGACUUACCGGAUUGUUUCUGUUUCCAUCUAUGGAACGCAUGGGAAGAGAUAACCGAAGAUGGAGACCCGGUCAUUGUCGUUAUCGGGUCAUGUAUGAGCCCACCCGACACAAUAUUUAGUGAAUCAGGAGAACCAACCCGGAUUGAAUUAAGCGAAAUCCGGUUAAACAUGCGGACAAAAGAAUCAAACCGGAAAGUUAUCGUAACCGGGAUAAAUUUAGAAGCGGGACAAAUAAACCGGAAUUUCGUAGGCCGAAAAAACCGGUUCGUUUACAUAGCAAUAGCUGAACCUUGGCCUAAAUGCAGUGGGAUCGCUAAGGUGGAUAUACAAAACGGUAGCGUUUCAAAAUUUAAUUACGGACCGGGCCGGUUCGGUGGCGAACCGUAUUUUGUACCAGAGAAAGAAGGAGAAGACGAAGGUUACGUAAUGGGGUUCGUGAGAGACGAAGAAAGAAACGAGUCGGAGUUUGUGGUGGUCGACGCGACGGAUAUGAAACAAGUCGCGGCGGUGCGGCUGCCGGAGAGAGUACCUUACGGUUUCCAUGGAACGUUCAUAAGCGAGAAUCAGUUGAAAGAACAAGUUUGCUGAUCGUAACUAUUAUUAAAUUUUAGUUACUCAUGCAUUAUCGAUUAUUUUUGUGGUAAUUAGCUUAACGUAGCUAUUAUUCAUUUUAGUAAUGAUUCUCUAAGUUAUUUAUAAAAUUUUGAUGCUGAAUAAAAACUAAGAAAGUCCAAUUUCUAUA